UCCCAUUUGGGAGAAGGGUUCCAGUGGCUCCUUCUGGGUCUGACGAUCAUGAAGCCCCGGCACUGAGGCGGUGGAUGCCCAGCAAAGGCGGGCGUGAGGGGAAGACUCCACCACCGCAACAGACCAUCCAGCCACAGCCACCGCCGUGAGGUCGAACGGCGGCUGAAGAGAACCAAGGCGAGGGACCGUGCCGAGGAGUCUCUCCUGGCUUCCCGCUAAGAGGGGGAUUCCCCCGGCUGCUCGACUUCCGGCGCCGCGCCGGCGCCGCCUGUCUCCUGUCCCGCCCUCGGCACGGCCGGGGAGUUUCAUUUUUUCUUCCUUUCAGUUUCCACGCAAACUCUUGUUUGAGUUUUUUCUGUUUAAAUACACACACUUUAGUAAGCCUGAGACGAGGCUGAGGGACAAGCCGUCUCUUCUGCCUGCUGGGCUUCUCCCUUUCUUCUCCCAGGAUGGCGGGUUCGCUGCCGGCCGCCCCUGUGCCCAUAAACCGCCUGGCGGAGCCGCUGCUGAAGAAACUCAGCGCCUCUCUGGACCGGGCGGCUCCGAGCAGAGGCUGGAGGGACUUGGCGCAGCUGGCUGGGAGCCAGGGCAGGGUGAAGCUGAGUUCCCGGGAAUUGGAGCAGUGUUCUCUCCAAGUACUGGAGCCUGAAGGAAGCCCCAGCUGGAGUCUUCUUCAACUAAUGGGGGAAAGAGGCUGUACUGUGUUGGAGCUGACAGAAUUGCUACAGACCCUGGAACACACUGAGGCACUUCAGUGUCUCAAUCCCCCAAGUAUAAAGGUAGUUGUAGAACCAGAAUCUCAGGCUGUGUUAUCUGGCCGGAUGGUGAAGCUGAGCUGCUGGGCAGCUGGUUGUCCACUUCUUCAUUAUCAGUGGUUCAAAGAGGAGAAAGCGAUUCCGCAUGGGAAUUUCCCAGAACUGGUACUCAACCAAGUGAGUGCAGAUGAUGCUGGUUUUUACAUAUGUCGAGUAAACAGUGAUUAUUCUUAUGAGUUCAGCCAUUGGGCACAGCUAGAUGUAUGUGAUAUCCAAGGAGCUUGUCAUGGAAACUGCCUUGAUUUGCCUGAAAGGAAAAUACAUAUUUGCAUCCAUCCACAGUCCCAAAACCUGUUGGUAGGGGAAAAGUUGAUUCUGCAGUGUGGAGCUAUAGGAAUUCCUCUGCCUCAAUAUCAAUGGUACAGAAAUGGAUCUCCAUUGACUAAUGGGGAUAAAAAGGUCUAUAUGGUAUCCUGCAUGGAUACCGAACACCAGGGCACAUAUUGGUGCCAUGUAUAUAAUGACCAAGACAAUCAAGAAAGCAAGAAGAUAAAAGUUAUUAUAGGAGGAAAAUCUAUUGCAGUAGAAUGCUCUGAAGAAGACGUAAAUGACUUUGAAAUGUCUGAUCUUGAAGAACAGUCAACUGAAAGGCAAUUUGCGAUAGACAAAGUGGCUCUGCUGAUGGGCAACAUGAACUAUUACAAUCAUCCCAAGCUCAAGGCUCCAUUGGUGGAUGUUUAUGAACUGACCAACUUGCUGAGGCAGCUGGACUUCAAAGUGGUUUCCUUGCUGGAUCUUACUGAACCUGAGAUGCGGAAUGCAGUAAAUGAAUUCUUAUUGCUCCUGGACAAAGGGGUAUAUGGUUUAUUAUAUUAUGCUGGCCAUGGCUAUGAAAACUAUGGUAACAGUUUUAUGGUUCCUAUUGAUGCCCCAAAUCCCUAUCGAGCUGCAAACUGUCUAUGUGUACAAAACAUUCUCAAACUGAUGCAAGAAAAGGAUACUGGCCUCAAUGUUUUUUUACUGGAUAUGUGCCGAAAAAGGAAUGAAUAUGAUAAUACUGUUCUCAUCUUGGAUGCCCUGAAGGUUACAGCUAACAUUGUUUUUGGAUAUGCCACUUGCCAAGGAGCAGAAGCUUUUGAAAUUCAGCAGUCUGGGUUAGCGAAUGGGAUUUUCGUGAAGUUCUUGAAGGAACGCUUGUUAGAGGACAAGAAGAUUACUGUGCUGCUUGAUGGUGUAGCAGAAGAUAUGGGCAGGUGUCACCUUACCAAAGGCAAGCAGGCUUUGGAGAUUCGCAGCAGUUUAUCUGAGAAGAGAGCAUUGACUGAUCCUAUUCAGCAAACAGUAACCUCAGUAGAGUCGUUGGCACGCAAUCUACAGUGGGCAAAAGCUCACGAACUUCCUGAAAGUAUGUGCCUUCAGUUUACAUGUGGUGUUCAAAUCCAGCUUGGUUUCGCAGCAGAAUUCUCCAACGUCCUGAUCGUCUACACAAGGAUAGUAAAGAAACCACCUGAAAUAACAGUUUGCAAAGCUUAUGUUACAGAUUUCCCCCUUGACUUGGAUGUGGACCCUAAAGAGGCAAAUAAGGGGACUCCUGAGGAAACUGGCAGCUACUUGCUUUCAAAGGAUUUGCCUAAACAUUGUCUCUACACUAGAAUAAGUUCACUGCAGAAACUAAAGGAAGACUUAACCUUCACAGUUUGCCUACACUAUGAAUAUGCAGGAGUAGAUGAUGUUGUGGAUGAAAGGAAAGUGGUUAAUAUUGGCAAGCCACUCAUUGCUAAAUUACGCAUCCAUCAAGGAUACAGGAAGAAGAGCUGUUUCCAGAACAGUUUUAUGCCUAAUGGGCCUGGUUUUGCCCCGCCGCCUGGUGCAGUGGAAGCUGGAUACUGCCCCCCUCAUCAUAAUCAUCAGCCACAUUCUUAUGCAGGUUUUCCCCAAGCAAGCCCUGCUCACCCAGGAAGUCUGCAACCAGCAAGGUGCCAUUGCAGUACCACACCAAAUAGAUUAGUUGCAUGGCCGGCAACAUGGUCAUAUCCAUCCAGUUCAAGCCAAAGCAACAUACCUGUGGAGACAACAGAUGAACUGGAAUCAGAUUUCUCAGGAAGCUUGAGACUAUCUCAUCAACAAUAGUCAAAAUCUCUGCACAGCAGUUGAGCAAUAACUUUCCUCGGGCAGCAGUGAGUUGCAACACUGCUUGUGUAUCUUGGAUUUUGAAAAAGUGGCGUUACCAUGUAUACACAAUAUUGGAUUGGACCCACACUUGUGUCCUAUUGAAAUCAAUAAAUUGUUUAGGCUGGAUCCAAUUUGUUGGGAUUAUGAGCUGACACAUACUUAAACAAUCGUUUUGCACAACAGAUAAUUCUUGGAUAUUUUUCCUUGACAAGCUAGGGAUGAGGAAACAGCAGGUCAUGUCGCAAUACAGUCAUAAGGAAAAGUCUGAUUAAGGCAGGGCUGCCUGACAAGCCCAGAUAUGAAUCAUAGAAGAAUAUAUAUAUUCUCUCUUAACAUGUUGAAAAUGCUGCAGUACAGCAUGCUACCUGUUCAGGCUUCUAGCAAUUCUAUUCUCCCUCCCUAACGAUCAUCAUUCCAUGGUCACUGAGCACAUCCAGUCUUGGCUGGGGGGGUUGACCCCAUUGGGUUUCCCCCUUAAAGAUUUUUUUGUAUUUCUGAAAAACUUGGGGAGGGGUCUCCCCAGAUCUACUGAUAUAUCCCUCUUGUUCAUGGGUGGUGCUGUUUUAGCUACAGAGGCUAUGAACAGCCUGAAGAUUAGCAAUGGAAAGAAUGAUGUUUUGAGGACAACACGGAAUACCUGGUGCUGGGACCAAAAAAAACAAACAAACAGUUUGGGGUGUCACCUUCCUUGUGCUCCUGGAUGAAUGUAUGGAAACUGGAAUUGAAUCUUGCUCGGAUCUAUCAAUGGUACUCUUAUUUUUAUACUCUGAAAGUUCUGAAAUUUUCCUCUGGCAACAAGCACUAUACAAACAACCUGUGAUUAAAAAAAAGCUUUUGCAGAAAUUCUGUGUUAGUCAUUUGGAAGCCAGAUGUGUUUUGCAAGAGCAGUGUGUUGUAUUCAGCAUAGCAAUAAGUCAGGAUCCCAUCAGUGCAAGGAUUCCUACUAGCACACCAAAACUUCCCCACUCUCCUCCUCCCGUGGGCCCACUAACUCUGUUCUAGGGAUUCCCCCAACCCUCUGAAGCAGAUUUGGGAUGGGGACAUGUGGGGGGUGGAGAGGGGUGGCAAAGUCCCCUUGUGCUAGCAGGAAUCUUUAAGCUAAUGGGGUUUUCCUCCUCUAAUUUAUAUUGUCCUUUUCAAGGUUCAAUUUCUUUUAUUGUUUAUAUUGUAUGGAAACUGAUAAUGUCCUUAUUUCUUAAUAUUUGUAUAUGUUUUGUAUGUAUUCUUUGCAUCUUCUUUAUUCGGUGUGAAUUUUUUUUAAAAAAAGUUCAGCAUCCUGUUCCCCUGUGUAACUACAGGGCAUGUGGUAUAUUAUAAUUAAACUCAUACCUGUAUUUCGGGGGGGGGGAAUACCUGGAAGAGAGAUAAUUUGUCCAAAACUGUGCUAACCAACCAUGAGUCUGAAUCUUUGCAUGGUGCAAUUUUGCAUGGAUGUGCUGACAAAGAAGUGUAGGAGAGUUAUGAUACAAGAAGAGUUGCUGUAUUGGGGUAUUAAAGGGGCGACAGCUGCGAAGUGGUUCUGAAGGCCAUGUGGGACAGACAACCUCUGGGACUCUAGGAAGCCAGGAGAACAAGGUGCCAAGGCAAGAGUGAGAAGCAAGAACUUGGGGAGGGGGACACUGUGGGAGGGAACAGAUAAACAAGCCAGUGAUGGAGGUCUGGAAAGCUGUUUGGAGAAGGGCCCAGGAUGAAUGGAGGCCCCUACACCGUCAGGAGUGGUGGAUGAUUUAUCGAGACAGAUGAUUGUUACUCUUGUUUUAAAUGUUUUGUUGAUUUUUAUCUUUGUUUUUAAUGGUGGCUUUAUGUAUAUUUGUUUUUAAUUGGUUUGUGUAUUUUAAUCAUGUUUUAUGUAUAAUUGGACUUGUACACCACUUGAAGAUUUAUUUCUUUUUUGAGCAAGAGGUUUAUACAUUUUCUAAAUAAAUGUCAAUGGAAUUGAAAGAGG
Rhineura floridana is the source of this 4872-nucleotide messenger RNA. It is a transcript of the gene MALT1, whose product is annotated as MALT1 paracaspase. Gene Ontology annotation, biological process: proteolysis. The transcript has 17 exons. Gene Ontology annotation, molecular function: cysteine-type endopeptidase activity. Bases 450 to 2885 code for a protein of 811 amino acids. NCBI's taxonomy places the organism in Eukaryota, Metazoa, Chordata, Lepidosauria, Squamata, Rhineuridae. The record is from RefSeq and is a predicted model, not a curated record.